Messenger RNA from Ziziphus jujuba (common jujube), 3860 nucleotides. RefSeq names its product pentatricopeptide repeat-containing protein At2g39620. The record is from RefSeq and is a predicted model, not a curated record. The transcript has 3 exons. Gene Ontology annotation, biological process: RNA modification. The coding region runs from base 118 to 3150 and encodes 1010 amino acids. Lineage: Eukaryota; Viridiplantae; Streptophyta; Magnoliopsida; Rosales; Rhamnaceae. Gene Ontology annotation, molecular function: protein binding; zinc ion binding; RNA binding.
UGAGUUUGUUUACGUUUUUCUGAUAAAAGAGACAAUUCGGGAGUUGUCAGUCAAAGCCCAGCUCUUUAAAGCUUUAUACAAGAAAGUUGAAGAACGAAAAAGGUUUGCUUGGCUUGCAUGAAAAUACCCAAAACUAUGAUCCUUAAGCUUGCACUACUACGUAGACCAUACCACACACUCACAAGUAGAACACCCUCUGAGAUUCCUCCCCUGCCCUCCACCAUUUCUCACUACCUUCGCCUUCUCGCUUCAUGCGAGGACUUCAAGUCCCUGCUUCAAAUCCAUGGCCACUUGAUAGUCUCAGGCCUGAAACAAGACCAUUCCAGUGUGACCCAUCUCAUCAAUGCCUACUCUUUCUUUGGAAAAUGUGCUGUGGCUCGUUUUUUAUUUGAUUCCACGCCAAACCCAAGUGUCAUUCUUUGGAACUCUUUAAUCAGAGCUUAUACAAGAUCAGGCUGCUAUAAAGAUGCUUUGAGGAUGUACCAUUGCAUGGGAGAACAGGGUCUGGAACCGGAUAAGUAUACCUUCAAUUUUGUUGUGAAAGCGUGUACUGGUGCUUUGGAUUUGCAAGAGGGUGUUUUAGUUCACCGUGAGAUUGCUCGCAGGCAGCUCGACCGUGAUUUAUUUAUAGGGACUAGUCUCGUUGAUAUGUAUUGCAAAAUGGGUCAGUUAAGGAGUGCAAGUGAAGUGUUUGAUAGAUUACCUAGUAAAGAUGCUGUGGCUUGUAAUGCCAUGAUUGCAGGUUUAUCACAAAGCUCGGAUCCAAGUAAGGCAUUGGAUUAUUUCCGUAGCAUGCCGUUGUUGGGUUUAGUGCCGAAUUCAGUGAGCUUGUUGAACUUGGUUCCAGCUGUUUCAAGAUUAGCAGAUUUUGAUUCCUGUAGAUCUAUUCAUGGUUAUGUGGUUAGAAGGAAUUUUGGCCCUGCAGUUUCAAAUGGGUUGAUUGAUAUGUAUUCUAAGUGUGGAGAUGUUAAUGCUGCUUUCCGGAUUUUCAGCCUGAUGCAGGGACGUGAUGAUGUGUCAUGGGGAACAAUGAUGGCAGGUUAUGCCUUUAACAAAUUUUUUAUGGAGGUUUUGGAAUUAUUUGAUUGCAUGAAAGCAGAAAAUCUUAAGAUGAAUCAGGUAUCAGUCAUAAGUGCUCUCUUGGCUGCUGCUGAGUUGAAAGAUUUAGCAAAGGGGAAGGAAAUUCACGAUCGUGCUAUUCAAGAGGAGCUAAAUUCAGAUAUUUUGGUCGCCACUCCUAUCAUGACAAUGUAUGCAAGGUGUGGAGAAGUAGAGAACGCUAAAGAGUUGUUUGGAGAACUUCAGGGAAGAGAUUUAAUUGCAUGCUCUGCACUUAUAUCUGCUUGUGUACAAUCUGGAUAUUCUGAAGAGGCACUGUCUCUCUUUCGUGAUAUGCAGAAUGAAAAUUUGAAACCAGAUUGGGUAGCCUUGACUAGUAUCCUUUCAGCAUGCGCAGACCUAUCAGCUGUGAAAUUAGGUAAGAGCAUCCACUGCUAUUCUGUUAAGGCCUGUAUUGAUUGUGAUAUCUCAACGGGAACAGCUAUAGUGUCAAUGUAUGCUAAAUGUGGAUUUUUUGCUCCUGCAACAAUACUGUUUAAUAGAAUGCCAUGUAAAGAUGUUGUAACAUGGAAUGCUUUGAUAAAUGCAUAUAGCCAGAAUGGUGAUCCAUACCAUACAAUGGAAGCGUUUCAUAAGUUACAGUUGUCUGGAAUACAUCCAGAUGCUGGAACCAUGGUGGGUUUGAUGCCAGCUUGUACCCUAUUAAAUGACCUCAAUCAAGGUGCCUGCAUCCAUGGACAGAUUAUAAAGAUUGGGUUUGAAUCUGAUGCCCAUGUUAAAAAUGCUCUUAUUAGUAUGUAUGCCAAAUGUGAUAGCAUAUCCUCAGCUGAGAUUUUGUUCAACAGAACCCAGCUGAUGAAGGAUGAAGUAUCUUGGAAUGUAAUGAUUGCAGGAUAUAUGCACAGCGGACAUGCCAAAGAAGCUAUUUCUGCUUUCCGCCAGAUGAAAUUAGAGAGCCUUACACCUAACUUAGUCACAUUUGUGACCGUUCUUCCUGCGGCUGCAUACCUUUCAGUCUUAAGAGAAGGCAUGGCUUUUCAUGCCUGUAUUAUCCAGAUGGGAUUUUUGUCGAACACACUUGUUGCGAAUAGUCUGAUUGAUAUGUAUGCUAAAUGUGGGAAGCUCAAUCUUUCAGAAAAAUGCUUUAAUGAGAUGGAAAACAAAGACACAGUUUCAUGGAAUGCAAUGCUUACAGGAUAUGCAGUGCAUGGGCAAGGGGAUAAUGCUGUUUCACUUUUCUCUCUUAUGCAGGAUAGUCAUGUCCAAGUUGAUUCUCUAUCCUUUGUUAGUGUUUUAUCUGCUUGCAGACAUGCAGGUUUAGUAGAAGAAGGUAGGAAUAUUUUUCAGUGGAUGCAUGAGAAACACCACAUUGAGCCAAAUUUGGAACAUUAUGCUUGCAUGGUGGAUCUUUUAGGCCGUGCUGGUUUAUUUGAUGAAACUCUAUAUCUAAUCAAUACGAUGCCUAUGAAACCUGAUGCUGGAGUCUGGGGAGCCUUAUUGGGCGCAUGUAGAAUGCAUUCCAAUGUGAAGUUGGGAGAAGUUGCCCUGGAUCAUCUUGUUAAACUUGAGCCUGGAAACUCUACUAAUUACAUAGCUUUAUCAAACAUAUAUGCUCAAUAUGGCAGAUGGGGUGAUGUAGACAAGACAAGAUCAAAAAUAAAUGACUCCGGGUUGAAGAAAACUCCAGGUUGUACAUGGGUUGAGGUUAAAAACAAGGUCCACACAUUUCAGGCCGGUGAUCAGAGCCACCCACAGCUUGAAAGCAUGCAUUUGCUUUGGAACAAUCUGCUUGAGAAAAUGGAGCAAAUGGGAUAUAUUCCUGACAGGAGCUGUGUGUUACAAAAUGUGGAGGAAGAAGAUAAAGAUUUCUUUCUUUACAAUCACAGUGAAAGGUUAGCAAUAACAUUUGCUCUUCUCAACACAGAACCUGGGUCUACCAUCCAACUAGUUAAAAAUCUUCGUGUUUGUGUGGAUUGCCACACUGUAACCAAGUAUAUUACAAAGAUCUCCAACCGUUCAAUCAUCGUGAGAGAUGCUGUUCGUUUUCACCAUUUUGAAGAUGGUAGAUGCUCUUGCAAAGAUUAUUGGUGACUUUGGUCGGAAAUGCACAGAUUGCUCCCAUCCAUUAUUUUAGAAAUGAUAGCAGCUCCCAUUUGGCAUUAUAAGUGUGAAGGGGAGUAGAAGAAAUUGGAUUUCUUAGAACUUCACCACAGAGAAAUCAGUGGUCAUUAACUAGUCGAUGAAUCGAAGCCUCUCACUUCCUAUACCAACAAAAAAGUAUACUUUCUAAGGUGCUGAGUUGGCUUAAUGACACCUGCUCUGAUGACUUAAUUGAAAGAAUCAGACUGAAUUGACCACUACGGUUUGUGGCAUUUGGCAAGGUUUGUCCAAGGGAAAGAAGGAUCAUAAGCAAGGAACCGAAAUUGGAAUAUUGCUUGGAACUUGCUGGUGAUUGCAGAAUGAGAGGUAGGUGGCCCAGAAAAUUCUUUGCAUGAAUUUAUGCAGCCAGAUGAUAAAAGUUUGGAUGAACAUGAUCUUGGUUGGUGAUUUGUUGCUCAUCAACAACUGUGAUGUGUUUAUGUAAAUUGAUUGGUGACACGAGAAAACAAGUUAUUGAAAGAACAAUAAUUAUGAAUCUGUUCCAUGGGUUCAGAUAAACCUUUUACUACACAUGUAUUUGCUACAUAAUUAUGUAAAUGGGUUUUUAUUAUUUCUUUCCUUUCCUUUCUUCCCUUUAUGGGGAACCCCCCAAGACUCGUAGCAUUUUGUUUGUUCUUUCUUUUAUUUAUUUAUUUAAUUUU